AUGGCUGAUUCACCAAAGGACAAGACUCGUCCUCAUUCUCCUUUAAAAACCAAACUUUCAUUGUCGCAGAAGGAAUCCUCCACUUCUUCCAUCAAAUCAACGACCGCGAAACCACCCUCUAUCCAUUAUGGUAGCAGUACAUCCAAUCCUUCAGAGAUCAUGUCACCACCCGAUAGUGGUAACCCAGUUCCUCAACUUCCGAAAGAAGAUGCCCAUAGACCCAUUAAUCUUCGUUCCACAUCUGCCAUAGCACCAAAAGCUCCUUCCUCUGCACACUCAUCUUCUCCUGUACCACCUGUACAACGCCCGCCUCGUGGGCUUUCCAUUCCAUAUCCUUCACUACCAGACCCUAAAUUGGCUCCCAAUGUUCUUCCUGCACCAGCCUCAGGAAUGUACUGGUCUCGCGCCCCUGUCUCUGGUUCGUCUCAUACGUCUUUACGGGCACAUACUUCCACACUUAUUGGUUCCAAUAUCUACGUCUUUGGCGGAUGUGAUGCACGUUUAUGUUUCAACGAACUAUAUGUCUUAGAUGCCGACGCUUUCUAUUGGUCUACGCCUUUCGUCUGCGGAGAAAUACCUGCCCCUUUAAGAGCAAUGACAUGCACGGCUGUGGGAAAGAAGCUGAUAGUGUUUGGUGGUGGAGACGGACCUGCAUAUUAUAACGAUAUUUAUGUACUCGACACACUGAACUUUCGAUGGUCGAAACCGCGGAUAUCCGGGGAUAAGAUACCAAGCAAACGAAGAGCACACACGGCAUGUUUAUACAAGAAUGGCAUAUAUGUCUUCGGCGGCGGUGAUGGAGUACGAGCGUUAAAUGAUGUAUGGAGGUUAGACGUCGCGGAUACCAAUAAGAUGUCUUGGAAACUCGUUUCUCCCCCGACACCAUCAUCUGUAGACGAUAAAACCAAACCAAAAGCUCGCGGAUAUCAUACUGCAAACAUCGUCGGAUCUAAGCUUAUUAUAUUUGGUGGAUCUGAUGGUGGAGAAUGUUUCCGAGAUGUAUGGGUAUUCGACAUUGAGACUUCGACUUUCUCUGCAGUCAAUAUUCCAGUUUCAUAUCCGCGAUUAAGUCAUACAGCUACGAUUGUCGGAAGUUAUCUUUUUGUAAUAGGUGGCCAUGAUGGCGUUGAGUACUCGAACGAAGUACUUCUCCUAAAUCUUGUCACGAUGGCUUGGGAUAAGCGGAAAGUCUACGGAGAGCCCAUAAAAGCUCGCGGUUAUCAUGGAACAGUGCUUCACGACAGUAGACUCGUCGUAAUAGGAGGCUUUGAUGGUGGGGAUGUGUUUGGAGAUGUGUGUGUGUUAGAAUUGGCAGUGCAUGCGUAUUAUAGUCAAAUCAGUCAUUUUAGCAUCGAUGUUUAG
Molecule: messenger RNA, 1362 nt
Organism: Sclerotinia sclerotiorum 1980 UF-70
Lineage: Eukaryota; Fungi; Ascomycota; Leotiomycetes; Helotiales; Sclerotiniaceae
Exons: 2
Coding region: 1-1362 (453 amino acids)
Molecular function (GO): protein binding
Source: RefSeq, a predicted model, not a curated record